AUGUCUCCGACAGAAGAUGUGACUCCAGCCCCUACUGUUGGAGGCAUCAAGUUAACAUUCAUCAUGGCUGCACUUUGUCUCGCAGUUCUCCUCACCGGAAUGGCAGAUCAAACUAUCCUCGCCACCGCAGCACCCACCAUCAGCGACGAGUUCCAUUCCCUUGACGACAUUGCCUGGUGGACCAACAUCUACCUCCUUAUGCUCAGUAGCUUCCAGCUAUUCUACGGGAAGCUAUACACGCUCUUUUCGAUCAAGUUUAUCUACAUCGGCACCAUCGCUUUGUUCGAGAUUGGUUCCCUGGUAUGCACAACAGCACCCAACUCCACGGCCCUGAUCUUUGGCCGUGCAAUAGCCGGUCUUGGAGCAUCCGGAAUAUUUUCUGGGGGAGUCCUGAUCACUACCAAAAUCAUUCCAUUGUCCAGCCGCCCUGCGUACCUUGGGAUAAUGUCAGCCGUCUUCGGCGUCGCAGCCAUCGCGGGCCCGUUCAUCGGGGGAGCAUUGACGGACCGCUCCUCAUGGAGGUGGUGCUUUGGCAUCAAUCUUCCAAUUGGUGCCUGUACCAUUCUGAUUUGCAUCGUCUUGGUGGAAACACCUUCCCACGCGAGAACAAGCUCCUUGAGCUACAAAGAAAAGAUCAACCAAUUUGACAUUCCCGGAACGGUCUUCAUGGUAUCGGGCCUCGUCUGCCUUCUCCUAGGUCUACAAUGGGGCGGUGGCAUGUACCCUUGGAAUAGCGGACGGGUGAUUGCAUUGCUAGUACUUUCCGGAGUGCUCCUUAUCACCUUCGCCGCGCUCCAGUCCUCAAGCCGACUUUCCAAGGCUAAAACGAUCCCUACGAGCAUCAGCAAGGACCGAAACAUUUGGCUUGCCGCAAGCUACGCGAUCGGUCUGACUGGCGGGAUAUACGUCGUAAUGCUAUAUCUGCCCUUCUGGUUCCAAGCCAUCCGGGGCAAGACCGCUCUCUCGUCCGGAGUACUACUAACGCCUACCAUUGGGGCUUAUGUGGUCGGUUCCGUAAUGGCCGGGGCCAUGACGACCGCCACAGGCUAUUACAAUCCCGCAAUGAUUCUUGGAGCGAUUCUGCUCAUUACCGGCGCUGCCGUCCUGACGACCUUAAACUCCGAGAUUUCAACCCAGAAGAUCGUAGGCUACGAGCUUCUCUAUGGAUUUGGAGCUGGCUUCGGGUUUGGACAGCCCAGCUAUGUUGUUCAAACGCUUCUUCCGGAAUCAGAUGUUCCGAUUGGCGUGACUUUUAUCACGCUCGUGCAGAAUCUGAGCGCCGCGGUAUUCGUUGCAGUCGGACAGAGCGUAUUCCAAAACGGCCUAGUUGACAGCCUAGCAACUAUCGCACCUGGAAGCAACACAAGCGGGUUCCUGCAAACUGGUGCCGGCGAUCUUCUUAUUGCGAUCCCUCCGGACGAUCGACCCAAGGCCCUCGAAGCCUUCAGUGAUGCGCUAGUACAGACAUUGUACAUCACUCUGGCGGUGUCUUGUACGACGGUCUUUGGCGCUGCGGGUAUUCGGUGGCAGUCUAUGAAGACCCCGAAAGUAUCGAACGAGGAGAGAAACAAAACCGAGAAAAGCGCACCGCAGACAAACGAAGCUAGAGAAAAGAAAGUCGUAGAGGAUGUUACCAUUCAGGGAGCGAGAAGCUGA
This is a messenger RNA of Trematosphaeria pertusa, 1656 nucleotides long. RefSeq names its product MFS general substrate transporter. Gene Ontology annotation, molecular function: transmembrane transporter activity. Gene Ontology annotation, biological process: transmembrane transport. The coding region runs from base 1 to 1656 and encodes 551 amino acids. The transcript is spliced from 2 exons. Lineage: Eukaryota; Fungi; Ascomycota; Dothideomycetes; Pleosporales; Trematosphaeriaceae. The record is from RefSeq and is a predicted model, not a curated record.